Molecule: messenger RNA, 6693 nt
Organism: Mirounga angustirostris (Northern elephant seal)
Lineage: Eukaryota; Metazoa; Chordata; Mammalia; Carnivora; Phocidae
Gene: PIK3R5
Product: phosphoinositide-3-kinase regulatory subunit 5
Exons: 20
Coding region: 821-3475 (884 amino acids)
Biological process (GO): G protein-coupled receptor signaling pathway; positive regulation of MAP kinase activity
Cellular component (GO): phosphatidylinositol 3-kinase complex, class IB
Molecular function (GO): 1-phosphatidylinositol-3-kinase regulator activity
Source: RefSeq, a predicted model, not a curated record
CCAGCCUCUCAGAAAAGCUUGGGGCAAACUCUAGAUGGUGUCAGGAUUCCCCGGGGGGUUGGGGGGAGCUGGCACGCCGGGAACCGUGCCCCGUGCCCUUGGGGCUACCUGGCCCAUCUGCGGAGAAAGUCUUGAUUGUCUUCAGCGAACCGCGGGGGACACUGAGGCCAGGAGAUGGGAGUCUCGGGGGCCUGGGGAAGGGAAGGAGUGUGGGCCGGCAGGCGUUGGAGGGGUGCUGGGAAGGCUGCUCCCAGAAGCCCCAGGACACUGUGUCCUGACCCCUAAGGACAGCGGUGCAACAGAGGCAGUUUUGGCUGAAAACAUUCAUUUGCAUCUUGUGUUUACAGUGGGAUGCAACAGCUCAGGGUGACUCAUGCCUGCCUCGUGACACAACCCAAUUGUCCCUGGCAGCAGGGACUGGGCGGAGGGGACUUUAAACCCAGUCAGUGUGGUUCAGCCCUUGUUCCAGGCUAGAGAUCACCCAGUUCAGCGAGUAGCGCCCUCCUGUGAGUCCUGAUCCCCUCCCUGGAGGGUGGGCAGCUGGUGUAGACAGACGUGGGGGGCUCAAGAUCCCUAGCAGCUGGGAAGGUCCCUUUGGGGAGGCAUCCUGACGACCUAGUGUGGGCUCCCCAUUUGGCCUGCCCCCAGCACCAUCUGUCUUCACAGCAUCACCUUCUGUGACGACUUCUUUCUUGGUCUAUUGAACUGUUCAGUGUUAAUGUCUGACGCCAAGGAGCACGGCCCAGCGGGGACAUCACUGAGGUGGGGAGACGCUGGACAGCUCACAGAGGGCUGAUGGUUCCUCGGGCGAUGACUCAGGAUGCAGCCAGGGGCCACGACGUGCACGGAGGACCGUAUCCAGCAUGCCCUGGAGCGCUGCCUACAUGGGCUCAGCCUCAGCCGCUGCUCCACCUCCUGGUCAGCUGGCCUGUGUCUCAACUGCUGGAGCCUGCAGGAGCUGGUCAGCAGGGACCCAGGCCACUUCCUCAUCCUCCUGGAGCAGAUCCUGCAGAAAACCCGAGAGGUCCAAGAGAAGGGCACCUAUGACCUUCUCGCCCCCCUGGCCCUGCUCUUCUACUCCACUGUGCUCUGCACGCCACACUUCCCACCCGAUUCAGAUCUCCUUCUGAAAGCAGCCAGAACCUACCACCGGUUCCUGACCUGGCCUGUUCCCUACUGCAGCAUCUACCAGGAGCUGCUCACCUUCAUCGAUGCUGAACUCAAGGCCCCAGGAAUCACCUACCAGCGACUGGUGAGGGCCGAGCAGGGCCUGCCCAUUAGAAGUCACCGCAGCUCCACCAUCACCGUGCUGUUGCUGAACCCAGUGGAGGUGCAGGCUGAGUUCCUCGCCGUGGCCAACAAGCUGAGCGCGCCCGGGCACUCGCCCCACAGCGCUUAUACUACCCUGCUCCUGCACGCCUUCCAGGCCACCUUCGGGGCCCACUGUGACCUCCCAGGGCUGCACGGCAGGCUGCAGUCCAAGAGCCUGGCCGAGCUCGAAGACAUCUUCACGGAGACUGCGGAAGCUCAGGAGCUAGCUUCUGGCAUCGGGGACGCAGCCGAGGCCCGGGAGUGGCUCAGGACCAGGCUGCAGGCGGUGGGACAGAAAGCUGGCUUCCCCGGCGUGUUAGACACUGCCCAACCUGGCCAGCUCCGCACCAUCCCCAUCCCUGUCGCCAGGUGUCACACGUACAGCUGGAACCAGGACAGCUUUGACAUCCUGCAGGAAAUCCUGCUCAAGGAACAAGAGCUGCUCCAGCCAGGGAUCCUGGGGGACGAUGAGGAGCAGGAGGAGGAGGAGGAAGAGGAGGAAGAGGAGGAGGACUUGGAAACGGACGGGCAUUGUGCCCAGAGGGACUCCGUGCUCUCCACCAGCUCGGCGGUCUUCCACGACUCCACCCUGUCCCUCGCCUCGUCCCAGGCCUCGGGGCCCACCCUCUCCCCGCAGCUGCUGACCUCCUUCGUCUCGGGCCUCUCGGACGGCAUGGACAGCGGCUACGUGGAGGACAGCGAGGAGAGCUCCUCCGAGUGGCCCAAGAGGCCGGGCGGCCAGGAGCGCCGGGGCCACCGCAGGCCUGGGCAGAAGUUCAACAGGAUCUAUAAACUCUUCAAGAGCACCAGCCAGCUGGUGCUGCGGAGGGACUCCCGGGGCCUGGAGGGCGGCUCGGGCUCAGGCUCGAGCCUGCCACUGCGGCGGGCCGGGAGCCUCUGCAGCCCCCUGGACGGCCUGCUGCCACCGCCGCCGCCACCGCCGCCCCCCACGCGGGCCCAGCGCUCGCGCUCCCUGCCCCAGCCCAAGCUCAGCGCCCAGCUGCCCAGCUGGCUCCUGGCCCCCGCCUUGCGACACCAACGCCGCCGGCCCUUCCUGAGCGGGGACGAGGACCCCAAGGCGUCCACACUGCGCGUCGUGGUCUUCGGCUCCGAUCGGAUUUCGGGGAAGGUGGCUCGGGCCUACAGCAACCUGCGGCAGCUAGAGAACAACCGCCCGCUCCUCACACGGGUCUUCAAGCUUCAGUUCUUCUACGUGCCCGUGAAGCGAAGCCAGGGGACCGGCUCCAGCGCCUGCCCCCCCGCUGCCAGCCAGACGCCCCCACCCCCCCCAGACUCCCCGAGGCACCCCAGCCCUGCGGAGCUGGAGAGCACCAAUGACAUCUCCCACUACCUCGGCAUGCUCGACCCCUGGUACGAGCGCAACGUGCUGGGCCUCAUGCACCUGCCCCCCGAAGUCCUGUGCCAGCAGUCUCUGAAGGCGGAGCCCCGGCCCCUGGACGGCUCCUCGGCCCAGCUGCCCAUCCUGGCGGACAUGCUCCUGUAUUACUGUCGCUUCGCGGCCCGGCCAGUGCUGCUGCAGGUCUAUCAGACAGAGCUGACUUUCAUCACCGGGGAGAAGAUGAAAGAGAUCUUCAUCUACUCCCUGGAGCUGGGUCACUCGGCCACCACGCGUGCCAUCAAGGCUUCGGGUCCUGGCAGCAAGCGUCUGGGCAUCGAUGGUGAUCGCGAGGCCAUCCCUCUAACACUACAGAUUAUUUACAGCAAGGGGGCCAUCAGUGGACGAAGCCGCUGGAGUAACAUGGAGAAGGUGUGCACCUCGGUCAAUCUCAGCAAGGCCUGCCGGAAGCAGGAGGAGCUAGACUCCAGCAUGGAGGCCCUGACGCUAAACCUGACAGAGGUGGUGAAAAGACAGAACCCCAAGUCCAAGAAGGGCUUCAACCAGAUUAGCAUGUCACAGAUCAAAGUGGACAAGGUGCAGAUCAUCGGCUCCAAUGGCUGCCCCUUCGCCGUGUGCCUGGACCAGGAUGAGAGGAAGAUCCUGCAGAGUGUGGUCCGGUGUGAGGUCUCACCUUGCUACAAGCCAGAGAAGAGCAGCCUCCGCUCCCAACCCCAGAGGACCCCGGACCCGCCAGCCCAGGCCCCGCCGGACCUCUGCUCCCUCCUCUGCCUGCCCAUCAUGACGUUCAGUGGAGCUCUGCCCUAGUGGGGCCCUCACCAGCCUGGACAGGAAGCCCUGGGCAGGCAGCCUCCUGGGAGGCCCUCCCCACACGGUGGCCUCGAGGGUCUCGCUCCCUCUGGGGAACUAGAUGGCCCUCUGUUGGAUCAGGCCCUGCUAUGGGCCCUGCAGUGGACAGUGGGCAGGGGAUUGGUGGUUUCUGGGCCCUCGGGCUGUGUUUAGGAAAGACACAGGCAUUAGGGAGAGAGCGGCUGGCCACACUGCCCCUCAGAUUCCUCACGGUAGAGAGGAGAGGGAUGGAUGAGCUGACCUCCAGAGGCCCCGGCCACUGGUGUGGUCUAGGAUCCUUUCUAGAAAGAUCUGAGGCUCUGGUGCUCUGGGGUGUGGUUUAGGCCUCCUCUCCCAAUGCUUGGCUGGACCCCCCGCCUUAGUCUGUCAAAAUCUUGGGGGGCCCUUUGUAUCUGGGGUUCAGUCCCCUCUACUCUGGGGCUCAGGUGGUAGUAACAAGACUAGGAAUUUCUUCCCAGACCUUCAGUACCACCCCAUCUCUUUCUCUCUCUCUCUCUCUCUCUCUCUCCCCCCCACCCCGUGUCUCACAAGUUCCCUGGGUCUUCUGAAAAACAGCACUAAUACUUUACCUGUCUACUCUCAGCCCCUGGAACAUAUUCUCUCAGGAGCCCCUUUCUGGAUCUGAGAGCCUUGGGAGACAGGACAGGCAUAGAUUCAACAGCUCGGUUACCUUCUAGCUCAGUGACCAGAAGGAAGUGAAUUAGCUUCUCCGAGCCUCCACAUCCUCAGCACUAAGACCUUCAGGGGUUGAAAAGAAAUCAUCCGCUAAGCACCUGGCCCAGUGGCUGGCUCAUAGCUGGUGCUCAGUACAGAUGAGUGGCCUCAUCCUUAAGCGCCAGCGCCCCCCCUGCCUGGCACUGGGACACGCUCAUGGCCUCUGGGAUGCUCUUCAUUCACCCUUGAGGCAGAACCUAGACUGAGGGAGUGAGGAGUGGUCAGUUUUACCCUCUGAAGGAGGAAUGGCCUUGGCGAGGCUAGGAGGAGGGUUGCACGGGUAUCCCCAAGCCCUCGCCGACUUCUCUCCCGGGUUGGGCCCCGUGACUCCCGCUCCCACGUCACGCCUUAGGCUGGUGCACAUUGCAUAUAGAGGCUUCCAGCCCCAAAGUUCACUGGCACCAUUCUGGCGUCUGGGCGGGAUCCUGGAGGGGUCGAGGGAGAGCCUGGCUGGAGGAAAUGGGUCACAGGACGUGAGAGCCAAAAACGUAAAGCUGGCGGGUUGGAGUGGUUUGGAAGCUUGAAGCAAACGUGGGCUAGGGUGGUAGUGGGGGAGGGCAGGGCUGAGGACCAGGAUUUGGACGGUACAGGUGGAGAAGGUAGCCAUGGAAGAUGAUCGUAUCCUGCUCAGCGCCUCUCCGUCCCCUCCUUCUCCUGCUUCACCCGGCUCCAAAGGUUCUGGGCUUACAGGAGCCCCCGAACCCCAGCCUGGACCACUCACCACUGGAGAGAAGUGAACAGAGCCGGCUCCCACCCUGUGUCACCGUCCCUCCCCUGUCCUCACCAUUUGUACUUGCUCCAGGCUCCAGAGAGCGGUCGGCCAUAUACCUUCCAUAGUCUUUUGUUGGGUGAACAGGCUACUACAUGAUAAACCUAUAUCCAAGAAUAAACGAAUAGAAUUUAAUAUUAUUUUCAAAUAAAACUUGGUUAGUCUCGUAUUUCUUGACCCCCAGUUAUUUUGCUGCACGAUGAGUAACUGCUCGUUGCUUCGUUAACAUCAACCAGUGCACACACAGCAGCAGCAGUCAGUUCUUGGGGGUUGUCCUGUUUCUCUCUUUGUGCACGAGAAGGGUAAGCAGAGACAUAGGAUGCCUCCUAGGGCCUGGGCCUGGAACCGGCACGGUGCCUCUUCUGCCAAAAUUCAAUUGACCCAAAUCAAGGAAGCAUAUCAACCCAUAGAUUGAAUAAACUUGGCAGAUCUCACACAGGAUAAAAACAAAAUCACACGAGAAGAGGACUUCACUUCUGAUAGUCUUCCCAAAAUCCCAUAGCCCCAGUCUGAUCAUGAGGAAAAUCCCAGACAGAUCCAGAUUAUGGGACAUUCUAUACGAAGGUCUGACUAGUACUCCACCAGGAAGUCAGUGUCAUGAAAAACAAGGAAGGGCUGAGAAACUCAAAAACCAAGGAGACAGGAAACCUGAAAACUAAAUGCAAUAUGGUACUCUACACUGGAUCCUGAAACAAAGAGGAUAUUAAUGGAAAAACUGGUGAAAUCCCUAUAAAGUCUGGAGUUUAGUUUUUUAAACACAAACACACACACACACACACGCACACCUCAUUGUAAGACUCCUGGGGGAGAAAAAUGUAAUGAAAAAAUCUUAAAGACAGGGGCGCCUGGGUGGCUCAGUCGUUAAGCGUCUGCCUUCGGCUCAGGUCAUGAUCCCGGGGUCCUGGGAUCGAGUCCCGCAUCGGGCUCCCUGUUCCGCAGGAGGCCUGCCUCUCCCUCUCCCAUUCCCCCUGCUUGUAUUCCCUCUCUCGCUGUGUCUCUCUCUGUCAAAUAAAUGAAUAAAAUCUUUAAAAAAAAAAAUCUUAAAGACAAAGGAAAAAAAUAUAUAGUUUAUCUUCAAAAGAUCAACAGUUAAACUGAGAACUCCCUUCUCAAUAGAAACAUUGGAAGCCAGAAGACAAUGAAAUGAUAUCUUUUAAGUGCUGGAAAAUUCAAUCUAGAAUUGUUCAAUGAUUUUUGUUUUUAAUUUUAUGCUGCUCACAAGAGACACACUUUAAUAACACAGAAAGCCCGAAAACAAAAGGAUUGAAAGGGUAACACCAUACAAACCUGACCCAAAAAGCUGGCGGUAUUACGCUAAUAUCAGACAAAGACUUUAAGGCAAGAAGCAUUAAAAAAAAAAAAAAGGGACAUUUGAUAAAGAUCAAAGAGUCAAUCCAACAAAAACAUAUCACAAUCAUAAAUCUGUAUGCAUGCAAUAACAUAACUUUAAAAUUGUAAAGCAAAAAUUGACAGAAUUAACAUCUCCACAACCAUAAUGAAGGACUUUAUUACACCUCUCUUAGUAGCUGAUAGAACAAAUAGACAAAAAAUAAUAGAGAUAUAGAGGAUCUGGACAACACAAUGAACACAUUUGAUCCCGUUAAAAUAGAACACUGCCCAGACACAGAAUUCACAUUAUCUCAAGUACAACUAGAAUAUCAAAUUUCAAAUGACUGAAAUCAAAGGGAGUAUA